Molecule: messenger RNA, 2794 nt
Organism: Purpureocillium takamizusanense
Lineage: Eukaryota; Fungi; Ascomycota; Sordariomycetes; Hypocreales; Ophiocordycipitaceae
Exons: 2
Coding region: 173-1393 (406 amino acids)
Source: RefSeq, a predicted model, not a curated record
CAAUACAAUCGCCUUCCCAAAACAGUUCAUCUCGAACAAAAAUACAAGGACGACGCGUCUUUUGGCUGAAAUUUUAAUUUCUGAAACGGUUCUCACUAUACAUUCUACGAUCAAUCACCUAGCGCGCGUCAACCGUCAGCGCGUGUGAGCCUACGCCGGCCCGGCCGCAAAUAUGCCACCACGACGGGCGGGACCACGAGUUGCGCCAAGCUCUCACGAGGAGCCCGGCGAGGAGCUUACUCCCCCAUUCUUCAACACUACCUUUUCAACACACCGCGUCUCGCCACUAUUCGUCGGUGCCGAGGGCCUGACGAGCGCACGACUGCAGCAUCUCGCACGGCGGCUACGCGACACGCUCGUGGGCGACGUCGUGCGUGGCAUCCAAGUUGGACUUGAGGCGGCCGAUACGCCUAUGGGACAAGUCGGCGCCCUCAGGGCGGUGUCGAUUCGUUGGUUCCAAGCGCAUGGACUCCUUGGUGACGCGACAGCUGGGGACGAGUUGGAACGAGACGAUUCAUGGAGUAGACUGUCGGAGGAACAGAGACGAGGUCUUUGGGUCGAAAUCCGACACGAGAAUGCAACGUAUGUGGCGAUACUGCUGCCAGCUUUCUCAACAAGCCAGGAGGCGCCAAAGUCAUUUCCUUGGGACGCCGAGAUGGGUGCCAGAGCUGCUGGGCAGGCCGACGACUCUCACUUCGUCUCACUCCCGCUGCUCCUUCUACGAAUGCCGCAAGCAUUGAAGGCUGUCAUCAGCGAGUGGCUGUCCACUGUCUUCGAUUGCCGCGUGAGCAAGUUGGUUUUGGGAACCAAGACGCUCGUCAGCGUCUGGGAGGGCUGGAUCAAGACUGGGGGCAUCCCCAGCAAGGGACCAGACUUUGUGUUGACUCUGUCCUUCCAUGCCCCUAUCUCAGACUCCCGGAAUGCCAUAGCGGACUCCGAUGAUGAGGCCAACUCGAAAGAGGAGUCUGGAUUGAGAGCUUUGGAGAUAACGAUAUCUCCGUCAGACCUGCGACGCUUCGUCCGCGCCGGAGAAGAAGACGGAUCGCACCAAUCCUCCACUACGGAUACCUGGUCUAGCGACGCCCGCGAACGUCGGAGGCUCGUGGGGGGAAACGCCGAUGAUGGAUGGGCCUGGCGCUCGAGCGAUCAUCCUCCCGAUCAGCCCUUUACGGAGGCACUCGCAAGAUACCUGGACCACCAUCUGGCACUGAACCUGUUCCAUCCAGGCGUACGUGUCGUGCAAAUAUCCUGCGGAUCGUUUGUGCUGGCACAGUCCAAGCUCAAGGUCGUGAAGCUGGGAGACGUGACGGCGGACCUGGCGCGUGCGGCGUGGAUGUUUGUGACGCAGCUGGGCGCGAGACUGCAAGACGACGUCCUAGCGACCGUCAAGUGAGCCGGAGCUGGUAGCAAAGCGACACUCGCGGACAACCCGGAGAGGCGAAAGUGAGCCAGUCGUGCUACUGCGCUGCCAGUCUUGGUGGCUGAGUGCCGGACACGGAGGCAGCGGGGUUGGCGGCACAUUGCUCAAACGUCGCGGUUGCACACGCCUCCUUAUGGUGGCCGUUCGUUUUCUGGACAGGGCCUGACACGCAUGGCUAGUGGCACAACCCAACCGACACAAUGCUUGAGCCUCCCACCAGCCAGAAUGCGCCUCAACCGCCGCGAUUUGUGGAAGAGCGAUCGCUUGCGCGGGGGCAGCAUCGACUACGACCUCAAACACGAUGUAUGGGCACAUGACCAAGCCGUCGGGCUAUACCUUGCCCACCACCAACAUCUUCGAUCCAAGCGCAGACCGCCUCAGUUUCAAGGCGAGCGGGGGAGAAAACAACCAGCGUCUUGGAGACGACAUCGUGAGCUCGCUUGAAGCCACGUGGUAGGCACAUCCGGCGACCUCGCUGUCACGUAAGUCGACAGAUGGAUGGACAUGAUGCAGAUUGUUCAAGCGGUCAGCAUUGGCUAGCAUCCAUGCAGUCAUGUCCAGCAUGUGCUAGCGCAGGGCCGGGACGAUCCCGAAAAGGCUGUUGUAAUAAGGGAUCUGUCGACUGACGGCUCGGAAAGCAUCCAUUCAUGGCAGCCAGCCAACAAAGGGCAUCGACCGCGUGGUUCUCUGCAUGUUGGAGACCCCGCACGGUGGCGUGUGUCGGUGUAAGUGGGAUUUUGAAGGAGGUGCCGUGCUGGAAAUAGAAGUUGCCUUUCCAUUAGACAUCGAAACCCCACGGUACCGACAUCGGGGGUGCAGGUGCCCGUGCUCAGUGCGUGCCCCAAGGACGCAUUUACAGCCAUUCUCACGAUGCCGAACUUUGUGACAUUGGCCACGGAAACCAUUGGGGCCCCAUGUCUCACGAAACAAUGUAUACUCAUCUUAUCUUGCCAGCUGUCAGACGUCAAGCGAAUGUUUGCCAACUCAUCCGGCGAGAACACAGCACAACACGCCAGGCACGACACCUGCCGCUUGCGGCCCGUUGGGGUGGAUGGUACCAGACUAAACUCUCACACGUCUCAACUGGAGGGGGGGAGGGGGGAACAAUUCCCUUGACUAACAUGUCGGCCCCGAAGGGGCAAGAAUGCAUCCACGAACCCACUUUUGCCCGGGCCUGGCGGUGCCUCCGGCACGCGUGGCCCUGAAAUCAAUCAAUUACCGGCUCGUGUCGGCAUCCGACGGGCCACGGCGUCGGUGGAGAUGGGACUCGGGAUGGGCGGCGGCGCUGGUCCCCCGCUGCAGAGUUUGGUCUGGCCACCGAUCCGGGCGGCGUGGCUGCUCGACGCUGGUGGUGGUGGUGGUGGUCACUGGUGG